Acanthaster planci (crown-of-thorns starfish) is the source of this 3420-nucleotide messenger RNA. RefSeq names its product steroid 17-alpha-hydroxylase/17,20 lyase-like. The record is from RefSeq and is a predicted model, not a curated record. Gene Ontology annotation, biological process: hormone biosynthetic process; progesterone metabolic process. Lineage: Eukaryota; Metazoa; Echinodermata; Asteroidea; Valvatida; Acanthasteridae. Gene Ontology annotation, molecular function: steroid 17-alpha-monooxygenase activity; heme binding; iron ion binding.
UCGACACUCAAAAGGGAAACACAUGCACAAGGUUAACUGACCUACAUUAGGUUUCCGUAUUGCAGGAAGGUUGACACGCCUAGGACCAUCGAAAGGUCAUGUGAAAGAUCAAAGCCGUCUGCAUUAAUUUACCAGUCCGUGAUGAAUGAGGCCCAUGCUCUGGGGCUGCCGAAUGCGACUGUCUGGGCUGGUGCGUGCUUGGAUCCAAACUGUAUGGUUUCAACACUCGUAUUGAACAUCCACUGCAGUUUUGGUAAACCUUGCUUUAUCUUCGUCAUCUGUACAGCCUGAUGUGACAUAUCGCAACUGCAUCAAGAAUCCGUCGUUUUAGCCAUACAGUCCUCGUCAAAAUGUUGAGCAUGAUUGGAGCAGUCAUCUCGGGUACUGGUCUUCUAAGCAGUGUGCCGUCCCUGUUACUGGUGGGGCUGGCUAUCGGAGUUGCAAUUGUCGGUAUCCUCGGUAUCAACCGGCCGGCAGGUUUUCCGCCUGGACCCACUCCGAUUCCAUUUGUAGGAAAUAUUCCUAAAUCUGGCCAGCCCCUUUGGAUAACUGUGGGAGAACUAAGCAAGGAAUACGGAGACGUCUUCUCCUUAAAGCUUGGAGAUAAAUGGUACGUGAUUCUGAACAGCUACGAGACCAUCAAGGAUGGUAUGGCAGCACGGCCCUUGGCGCUCGCCAACAGACCUCAUUACUACACCACCGAUAUCUUCUCUGACAACUACAGAGAUAUUGCCUACACAGACUACAGCCCAUCAUGGGUGCUGCACCGACAAUUCGCGCUCAACGCUUUCAGCGACGUGUAUGGUGCGACACAGCUUGACCGUGUGGCCCACCAGCAGUUUACAAGAUACGUGGAGCCACUGUUGGAAUCUGUUAGAGGGACGAAGCAGUCGGUGGACGGGAUUGCACUGGGCCAGUUGAUGGCCAUGGGAUCUGUGGUUACUUGGUGUUUUGGCCCUUGCAAUGAGCACCUCCAUCGGGACUUGGUUAAAGUCGUCUCCGUGGACGUGAGUACAUACCUAGUUGGCCAACGCAUCCCCGUGGAUAUUUUUCCAAUUCUCCGCUACUUUCCCCUAUCAACAAAUCGCAUUGUCAAAGACGUUGGAGACAGAUUCCUGACGAUUCUGAGGGAUGAGUUCAACAGUCGGCGUCAGUCAUUUAAGGAAGACGAAGAGAUAACUGAUCUGUGUGGUGCACUGCUCCGAGCCCAAAAGAAAGCUGAGCAGGAGAGAAAGUACGACUUUCUGACUGAUGUGCAUGUCGUCCAGGUUCUGGCUUCGUCUUUCAGGGGCUCUACUGGCCUCUUGGCGAACACCUACUGGGGACUGGCCCUCCUUGCUGAGUACCCAGACGUCCAACAAAGGAUCGUCAACGAGAUCCAUGAUGUCAUUGGGAGGGAUCGUCAGCCCUCCCUGAAUGAUCGAGAUGCUAUGCCAUACACCAUAGCUACCGCAAUGGAAAUGCUGCGGUUUGGAUCCGUGGCUCCUCUGGGCGUGCCUAGGGCAGCUUAUGAAGAUGUAACAAUCGGUGGCUAUGGAAUCCCCAAGGGCACGGGAAUAUUGUACAACAUCUACGGCACCCACUUCAGCGAUGUAAACUUCGCAAAUCCUGAUGAGUUCAACCCAGAGCGAUUUCUGAACUCCAGUGGAUCAGUCAAUGUCUCACCAGACAAAUUAAUCCCAUUUGGGAUGGGAACCCGCAAAUGCCUCGGCUACUUCUUUGCACAGUCUAUCCUCUUCCUUGCCUUCACCCAUCUACUGCAGGGAUACGAGCUGAGCAAACUCGAUGGUCAACCCGGGGAUGGAAGCUUACUUGGUCAGGAUCCUCAAUAUCAGGGGUCGCGCUGGCCAAGUCCCUUCCGUCUCGGGGUGGCCAAACGUGAAUAAAGUUGUAUCUCAGUCGGAUGCAGCAAACUGUGAUAGAUCAAUGCUCGGAUGCAUGCCUUGUUGAAGUCAGUGGUUCCUUAGUCUCGUCUAUUUUGAUGUUGUAUAAGCGGCAUCGGAUUGAAACAGGAUAAGUUACUAUAUCGUUUAAUGAACUCUCUACAGUGCUUUAGUUCUAGUUAGUUCUUAUAAUAUUAAGUAAGAGUAUUUUAAUUGUCUUGACAACCUGCCCGAAAAUUACUUUUAAAAAUUUAAGUCUGUCUGGCAUAGCACCAGUAACCGGUGAUACAGUGACUUGAUGCUUAGCUUUGGCCUCAAGGCUGCCCCAAGGCCCAAGAUAUGGGGGCUUGUUACGGCCAAUAAUGUAACAAUCGCCCAAUAAUGUAAUACCGGCCGAUAAUGUAAUAACAAUCAACCGAUAAUGUAAUAACCCAAGAGACCCAUAAUGUAAUAAAAAUCGGCCGAUAAUGUAAUUACCCCAAACCGGCCGAUAAUGAAAUAACAUGGAGGCCGAUAAUGUUAAACAUGGAGGCCGAUAAUGUAGUAACAUGGAAGCCGAUAAUGUAAUAACCGUAGAUUUGCUUGUUUCUCAGAAGACUUCUGGGGACUUAGGUUUUCUUCGAAUUUUCCCUGCAGAUCCUUUCUUAUUUUACCUUAUUGCUUUUGAAGUGACAAUUUUUCAAUUUUUUUGUAAUCAAAUUAUAACUGAACAUGGACGUAAUCUUUUCCCAAGGUGUAUAUAACACUCAGAUGAAUUAUGGUGACCUCAUUACAUAAACCUUGUUCUUUUAUUUAGUGUUGAGGUGAUUUCAAUUAACAGCACAGUCACCCAUUUGGCUUGAUUGGCAUUUAAGGUGCAAACUUCGAAGCUCUAUGCAUCUAUCUCCUUAAGUACAUGUCCCACUGGGUUGACAUUUUGCAAAUACAUGUAGCUAGAAAGGGAAUUGUUGACGACGAAAACUGACACCAAGUCAUGAUGACGUCAUCAGUUGACAAAUCACGUGACAUGGAAGGUGCUUCCUUUAAAGCCCCAUUUAUUUUCUAAAAAACGUGUCAAGUUGGGUAAAGACUUUGCAGAUAUCGCAAAAGGGAUAUGUUAUAGACGAAAACUGACCUCGUGUCACGAUGACGUUAUCAGUUAACAUAUCGGGUGACAUUAAAGAUGUAUCCUUUAAAGCCCUGCAUCUUCCGAAGUACAUGUCCGACUGGCUUGAAACUUUGCAGGUAGUGGAAAACUGUUGUUUUAUAUAUGAACACUAGCUCAAUUUAAUGAGGAGCUCAUCACGUCAGAAUGAAUAUAAUACUCCCUAAGAAGUAAGCCUGAGUGUCCCUAGCAAGUCAGCAUCCUAACUCUCAGUUACUGUGAUUCCAAGGCUCUAACCUCGAAAAUAGAUGAAAGUGAAAAAUAUCCUUGCACAUACCUGCCAAAAUCUCGGUCUGGCUCAAGCUAUACUAACUUGUUUUUGAGCUUUCUAUAGUUUCUUUAGUAUAAGAGGGAUCUGCUGGGAAAACUUGAAGAAAACCUAAGUCCCCCAAA